GCCUAGUGCUUCAGUUUGGUGCUUAGACGCGGUGCGCGUGCUUCGAAACGCUGUGCAGCAGUUUCUGUUCGUUUCGUUGUUAUAUUCGUGCAAUUUUCGAUAAGUGGUCGUCAAACGUAACUAAAGAUUUAACUAAACGCCGAUUGCUCAAAUAGGUCAAAUAUAGUCAAAGCCCUUCGUGGCACCAAGUAAUAGCACAACGCACAAAACGUCCGAAAAAAAAAACCCGACAAAAAACAUAAAAAUAUAUUGCACAUUUGAAAUUGGUAUCCUGGCAUAGAAACUAGUCCAUCCAGCCGAAUAUCGUAUAUUGUAUAUUCGUAUUGUAUUGUGCUGCAGCAGCUAGUGUUGCCCGCCAGUGCGCUGUGUUCAAACUAAUUACAAAAAUUGUAAUAAAAAAUUACAAAAAAAAUAAUGUGGACCAUGUCGCAAAAGGGAUUAAAACACUUAAUCGGUCUUUUGGCCGUUAUUGCAAUACUUUCGGAUUUACCAGUGGCGCAGGCGGUUCGCGUUGGCAGCCCUCAACAGAAGCUGCGCAUUAAGGACAAACAGCCGGAUCAGACAUCAGCGGGAUCGUACUGGCAACAGCACGUGGCCACACCCAGCAGCUCGACGCCCUUCGAUUCGCCCUUCUAUUCGGCGACGCAUGGCCUCGUUCAGACGCACCCCUCUCUGACCGCAGGCGGGCCCCGCCCCGUCCCCCUCAGCAGCAACAGCUUGGGCAGCGGAUCGCCUCCAGCCUCUCCGGGUGUCGCCGCCAAUGGCAAACCUUCGCUCACCGCCGGCAGUGGCUACCUGAACUCACGCGGCACUCUGCCCACUUCCGCCAGGUAUCCGGCGAACAAGAUCAGCGGCACCGUCGUGGAGCCCAAUCCCAAGUCGCCAUUCCGUCAUCUCGACUUCUCGACCAGCGCCACCGCCGAGCUGCGACGCAAUCCCGCUCUCUCCGCCCCCGAUGAGUGUGCUCGUGCCUGCCGCGAGGGUGAACCGCCCAGGAUCUGCUACUAUCACUUCACCCUGGAGUACUACACUGUGCUGGGAGCUGCCUGCCAGGUGUGCACGCCCAAUGCAACGAACACCGUUUGGAGUCACUGCCAGUGCGUGUUGGCCGAUGGUGUUGAACGUGGUAUUCUUACAGCCAACCGCAUGAUACCCGGUCCAAGUAUUCAGGUGUGCGAGAAUGACAAAGUGGUGAUUGAUGUGGAGAAUCAUAUGGAGGGCAUGGAGGUGACCAUCCAUUGGCACGGCAUCUGGCAACGUGGCUCGCAGUACUACGACGGUGUCCCCUUCGUCACCCAGUGUCCCAUCCAGCAGGGCAACACCUUCCGCUACCAGUGGACGGGCAAUGCCGGCACCCACUUCUGGCAUGCUCACACCGGUCUGCAGAAGCUCGACGGUCUCUAUGGAAGUGUUGUGGUGCGUCAGCCGCCCUCUCGGGAUCCCAACUCGCAUCUGUAUGACUUCGAUUUGACCACGCACAUUAUGCUGAUCAGUGAUUGGUUGCACGAGGAUGCCGCUGAACGUUAUCCGGGUCGUCUGGCUGUCAACACCGGUCAGGAUCCCGAGUCCAUGUUGAUCAACGGCAAGGGACAGUUCCGUGAUCCCAAUACCGGUUUCAUGACUAACACUCCUCUGGAGAUCUUCACUAUCACCCCAGGACGUCGCUACCGUUUCCGCAUGAUCAACGCUUUUGCCUCGGUUUGUCCGGCUCAGGUGACCAUCGAGGGACACGGCAUGACUGUCAUUGCCACCGAUGGCGAACCCGUUCAUCCAGUCGAUGUCAACACAAUCAUCUCCUUCUCAGGCGAACGUUACGACUUCAUAAUCACUGCCGAUCAACCCGUGGGAGCCUACUGGAUUCAGCUGCGUGGUCUUGGCGAGUGCGGUAUCCGUCGUGCCCAGCAGUUGGCCAUUCUCCGCUAUGCUCGUGGUCCUUAUCAGCCUGCUUCCGCGCCUCCCACCUACGAUGUCGGCAUUCCCCAGGGUGUGGUCAUGAACCCCUUGGACGCGCAAUGUAACCGUCAACGCAAUGAUGCCAUCUGCGUGAGUCAAUUGAAAAACGCCCUGGAGAUCGAUCGCGGCAUUCUUGCCGAGAAACCUGACGUCAAGAUUUUCCUGCCUUUCCGUUUCUUUGUUUACCGUGCCGAGGAUCUCUUCCAGCCCAACACCUACAACCGAUUCCUUGUGGCUCCCACGGGUGAUCAUGUCAUCUCGCUGAUCGAUGAGAUCUCUUAUUUGUCGGCACCAGCACCGCUUACGUCGCAGUUCAACGAAAUCAAUCCAGAGCAAUUCUGUAACGGUGACAAUCGUCCCGCGGACUGCGGACCCAACUGCAUGUGCACCCAUAAGAUCGAUAUACCCCUCAAUGCGAUUGUCGAGGUCGUGCUGGUUGAUGAGGUACAACAACCCAACCUGUCACAUCCAUUCCAUUUGCACGGCUAUGGCUUCAGUGUGAUUGGUAUUGGCCGCUCGCCGGAUUCCACCGUGAAGAAGAUUAACUUGAAGCAUGCUCUCGAUUUGGACAGACGCGGUUUGUUGCACAGACAGUACAAUCUGCCGCCCACCAAGGACACCAUUGCUGUGCCCAACAAUGGUUACGUUGUGCUGCGCUUCCGAGCCGAUAAUCCCGGCUUCUGGCUGUUCCAUUGUCAUUUCCUGUUCCACAUUGUGAUCGGCAUGAAUUUGAUAUUGCAAGUGGGCACCAAUGCGGAUCUGCCACCGGUGCCACCCGGUUUCCCCACCUGCGGCGAUCACACUCCCCCCAUACCCAUUAAUAUUCUUAACCCGCUGGAUGCGAUCUGCGAUCGCAAGCGAACUGAUGCCAUUUGCGUUUCUAACUUGAAGAACGCCAAGAAGGUGGACAAGAGCGUUUUAGUGGAGCGCCCCGAUGUCAAGAUCUUUCUGCCCUUCAGGUUCUAUGUGUACGAGCCAAAGACCUUGUUCAUACCAAACACAUACAAUAGAUUUUUGGUUGUGCCUAGCGGUGACCAUUUGACUUCCCUCGUCGAUGAAAUCUCCUACAUCUCUCCACCGGCGCCUCCGCUCUCCCAGAUCGAUGACAUUCCCCCGGAGUACUUUUGCAACGGCGACAAUCGUCCGCCCAACUGCGGACCAAACUGCGAGUGCACACACAUGGUGGACAUACCUUUGGGUGCCAUAGUCGAGGUUGUGCUGGUGGAUGAAGUGCAGCAGGCGAACCUUAGUCAUCCGUUUCAUUUACAUGGUACGGCCUUCUAUGUGGUUGGGCUAGGACGUUCGCCCGACAAAUCGAUCAAGAAGAUCAAUCUGAAGCAUGCGCUGGAGCUGGAUCGCAUGGGCAUGUUAGAGCGCGACUUCUCGAAGCCACCACUCAAGGACACUAUUGCUGUGCCUAACAAUGGCUAUGUGGUGAUGCGUUUCCGUGCCGACAAUCCCGGCUAUUGGCUCUUCCACUGUCAUUUUCUGUUCCACAUUGUGAUUGGCAUGAAUCUGGUCUUUCACAUCGGCACACAAGCCGACCUGCCGCCGGUGCCGCCAAAGUUUCCCACCUGCGGUGAUCAUGUGCCGCCUGUAACCUGGUACAAACGAUGCGAAAUCCUGCCCAGAAACAGCUCGCAUUGGAAAGUCAAACCAGCAGCCCAGUUUAAUCCACUUCCUUUCAUAGUCGCCUCGGAUGCUGAUCAUCUGAUAUCGCUGAUCGAUGAGGUCUCAUACAUAGCGCCGCCCUCGCCACUGCUCUCCCAGUACAAGGACAUUCCCGAGGAGUAUUACUGCAAUGGGGACAACAGGCCGGCAGACUGCGGUGAAAAUUGUCAGUGCACACACAAGAUCGAUAUACCCCUCAAUGCCAUUGUUGAGGUUGUGCUGGUCGAUGAGGUGCAGCAGAUCAACAUCAGUCAUCCCUUCCACUUACAUGGCACAUCCUUCUAUGUCCUUGGAUUGGGUCGAUCGCCAGACGAUAAUAUCAAGCGCAUGAAUUUGAAGCAUGCCCUUGACUUGGAUCAGCGCGGCAUGCUGGAGCGACAGUACUUGAAGCCCUCGCUAAAGGAUACAGUUGCAGUUCCGAAUAAUGGUUAUGCCGUUUUGCGUUUCCGGGCCGAUAAUCCAGGAUUCUGGUUGUUCCACUGUCACUUUCAGUAUCACAUUGUGAUUGGCAUGAAUCUGGUCUUUCAAGUCGGCACGCUCAAGGACUUGCCGCCAGUGCCUGUCAAUUUCCCACGCUGUGGCAAUCAUCUGCCACCCAUAACUCCCAGCAGCUAUUGGUAGCCGAAUCGCAAUUCGUAAUCAUAACAUAAUACACAUAAUACUAGCAACUAAGUGGAUGAGUGGCCUUGGCGUUCUAGCUCUAAGGCCAAUAAUUUAUUGUUUAGGUUUCGAGUUCUUCCUAUUUUCAUUAAAUAAUAAACGCAUAACUAUAUAUAAAAUGUAUAUAAAUAUGGCAUUGGCUGCAAUCUGAAAGCAAUUGAUAUACACAUACGUAUUAAAGAUUGUGACAGAUUAAUGAUCUUCUAUUAGCUGAACUUUCCUGUUUUAAAAUAUUGUGUAGCUAAACAAAAAAUAGUGAAUAAAAACGAAAGAUGCAUAAACAAUAUAUUGAUUCUCUGGUGACGAUGUGAUAAAUUUAGAUAAAUUAAUAAUACCAUCGUUCUCAUGAACUAAUUUAAUUCCAUUAAAAAACAUAAAUAACCUUGUUAAGUUAGAUUUAUACUGCUGCAUUAAUAAAAGCAAUAUUAUUAUCAUUUCAA
Messenger RNA from Drosophila sulfurigaster albostrigata, 4724 nucleotides. RefSeq lists its product as uncharacterized. Gene Ontology annotation, cellular component: plasma membrane. Lineage: Eukaryota; Metazoa; Arthropoda; Insecta; Diptera; Drosophilidae. The record is from RefSeq and is a predicted model, not a curated record. Gene Ontology annotation, molecular function: copper ion binding; oxidoreductase activity. The coding region runs from base 415 to 4245 and encodes 1276 amino acids. Gene Ontology annotation, biological process: iron ion transport. The transcript is spliced from 11 exons.